AUGAACGGGUUCGCUCUUUGUUUGCUGGUGAUAUUGGCAGCUGAUGCUGUUAGAUCACAGGGUCCUCCCACCCAGACAAAGAAGGGAAUCCGACCUGGACGACCCAAUGACAACACUGAUCGGGGACUUCCUUCCGGAGCGGAUGUUCCAGACGGCACUCGGUUCGCUCCCGCCCCAACCCAAACACGCGCAGGAGCUGUUCCACCCACAGCCGGCCGACCAGCUCCACCAGCCGCUGCAGGUCCAGCAUCACCAGCCGGCGCCGCACCGGUUCUAUCCGGUCCUCCUCCUCCCGCCCGCCGACCUGCACCACCCGCUGCCCCGGCCGGACGCCCCAAUGACAACACUGAUCGGGGACUUCCUUCCGGAGCGGAUGUUCCAGACGGCACUCGGUUCGCUCCCGCCCCAACCCAAACACGCGCCGGACCUCCUCCUGCCGGCCCUCCUGCUGCUGGAUCACCACCACCGGCAGGAGCUGUUCCACCCACAGCCGGCCGACCAGCUCCACCAGCCGCUGCAGGUUCAGCAUCACCAGCCGGCGCCGCCCCGGUUCUAUCCGGUCCUCCUCCUCCCGCCCGCCGACCUGCACCACCCGCUGCCCCGGCCGGACGCCCCAAUGACAACACUGAUCGGGGACUUCCUUCUGGCGCCGAUGUUCCCGAUGGCACUCGCACCCGCUCCGGACCACCGCCGCCGUCUUUCCGUGCCGCUUCUGCUCUUCCCGCUGCUCCUGCUGGACCGGUUGCCCCUUCACGCUCCGCAGCUUUCUUCAACUACCUCGCACCAGCUGCCCCAGCGGUUCCUGCCAUGCCAUGCGAGGCCUUUUGUGAUAUGACGUCAUACAAGCCCGUCUGCAGUAUCAAUGGCAACCAGUAUGACAAUGACUGCCUGCGUGAAUGCGCCGGAGAGCCCCGCCAAUGCGAGAACCCUUGUCCCUGCAACGCAUCACCAGUCGUGUACGCGGACACCCCGAUCGUCAGCGAGUGUCCAUUCUGCCCCCAGGAUUGGGACCCAGUAUGCAUCGACAACGAGGAAACCGUCCAGAACGAAUGCAUUGCAAAAUGCCAGGGCAAGACAAUCACGUGCUCUUCUUCAUGCCCCUGCUAAAACCAUCCGGGACACGUGGCUCAGAUCACAUGAUCAAGAUGGCGGAUGUGGUGAAGACUCGUGCUCUGUUGUUAAUAUACCAGUAUCGAUAUUUUUAAGCCGUAUGCAUGUAUUUAUUGGAGUAUCAAAAAGAGAAAAGAUGUUCAGCUGAGUUUUGUUUUUUCAUUAAUACAUCGAAAUAAAAAUGAAAUACGUC
Molecule: messenger RNA, 1303 nt
Organism: Dreissena polymorpha
Lineage: Eukaryota; Metazoa; Mollusca; Bivalvia; Myida; Dreissenidae
Product: basic proline-rich protein-like
Exons: 4
Coding region: 1-1107 (368 amino acids)
Molecular function (GO): protein binding
Source: RefSeq, a predicted model, not a curated record